Leguminivora glycinivorella is the source of this 2042-nucleotide messenger RNA. RefSeq names its product probable tubulin polyglutamylase TTLL2. Bases 145 to 1854 code for a protein of 569 amino acids. The record is from RefSeq and is a predicted model, not a curated record. Gene Ontology annotation, molecular function: tubulin-glutamic acid ligase activity; tubulin binding. Gene Ontology annotation, biological process: microtubule cytoskeleton organization; protein polyglutamylation. NCBI's taxonomy places the organism in Eukaryota, Metazoa, Arthropoda, Insecta, Lepidoptera, Tortricidae. The transcript has 13 exons. Gene Ontology annotation, cellular component: cilium.
GUCUGAACUUUCACGAUGGGCCCCGAUGCCGAUGCGAUAAGCUGACAUGCAAGAACCACAUCAUACGCCGACACGUGUUCAUCUGCAUAUUUAUUGCACGGGGUUGAUGGAUCGCGAACAGAUGUGUAUAAGGAGACACGAGCCAUGGCGGAGCAGUGUGAGGUAGACGAGCCGUUCAUCUAUAGACUUAACGACAAUGGCUCUGGACCUAGUCUGCUUGUGAAGGUGUGCAGCGAGCGGGGCUGGCGCAUGUACCAGGGAUAUAACGCAUGCGUCGAGGAGCGUUGGAAUCUGUGGUGGCGGACCAGCGCCUUCCCAGCUGCAAGUUACAAGACCCUGGGCGAUUGGCAGUUCAUGAACCACAUACCCAAGGGCGGGUCCAUCUGCCGGAAAGACAGUUUGUCUAGACUCCUGCGCUGCAUGAGAAGGAUCUACGGCUCUAUAUACGACUUCAGUCCACCCUGCUUCCAUCUCCCCCUGGAGUACGCCAAGCUCGUCUCCGAGUGCUCACGGCUCCGACACGAACAAGAUGGAGGCAGCGCCGUGUGGAUACACAAACCGGUCGCGCAGAGCCAGGGUCGGGGGAUCUUUCUGUUCCGGAGCAUCUGCGAGAUGCGAUGCGGCAGCGCAGCGGUCGUGCAGCGUUACAUCGAGCGGCCGCUCCUCAUAGCGGGAUACAAGUUCGACCUGCGGCUCUACGUGUGCGUGCCCGGCUACAGACCGCUCACGGCGUAUAUGUACGCCGAGGGACUGGCUAGAUUCGGAACGGACAAAUACACUUUGUCAGACAUCCACAACCCAUACAGGCACUUGACGAAUUCCUCCCUCAACAAAACCGGCCCUCGGUAUGCUGAAUGCAAGGAUAGAAUUGGCAGCGGCUGCAAGUGGACAUUAAAGCAAGUACGACGGGCACUAGUCGGCCGCUGGGAGGCCACAGAGUGGCUCGUGUGGCAGCGGAUCCGGGCCCUGGUCACACUGACGCUCUUAGCCCAGGCCACUGGAACACCCCCCGCGAGGAAUUGUUUCGAGUUUUAUGGCUUUGAUGUUUUACUGGAUGACGCCUUGAAGCCAUGGCUAUUGGAGGUGAAUCUCUCGCCAGCUUUAGCUGCAGAUUGCGAAGCCGAUGUGACUGUGAAAAGGCCGAUGUUGCACGAGUUGUUCGACCUCCUCGGGCUCCCCAUGAGGCAUACCGGCCUCUCGUUACUACAGGGGCCACCUGCUGCACAUAUCAACAGUGCAUCAUCAGACAGCUGCGACAGUACGGUACGAACGGUGCGACCCCGUACGUCAAUGCCGUCGGCGGGGCGUCCACGGCCGCUGCGGCGUCGGCGCGCCAUGCCCAUCCACUGUGUGACUUUGGAAGCGCCAUCUAUUGACAAAGAAGCGGAAUCGAAUUACAAAGGGAACUCAAACAGCAGUAGUCCAGCCAACUCAUCAAUAUCCUCAGGGAGCCCUGAGGAAUUCGACUGCCAGUCAACCCCAAGUGCGGCCACACCGUCAACGGAAGACGAACCGUGGCGCGGCGGGCACUCGACGGCGGCGAGCCGGCGACGCAUGAUCAACGCCUACUCGUGGGGCAACGGAGUGCGCUGGGAGCGGGCGCCGGCGCGUGUGGGCCAGUGGGUCAGGAUAUACCCACACACGUUGCCUGACAAUGAGAUUCAGAUAGAAGAAGUUCGCGAAAGCGUGGCCAACGUGUCAAAAUUCGUUCGCGCAGCGCGCGAAGUAGCCCGCGAAAACGCUCGAGACGCGCGAGCGCCUCGCGACUCGACGCGAGACGCGGAUUUCGAGGCCACACUUCGCAAGAAGUUGGCCUAUGGUCCCAGCUUUGAAGUGUGGCUACCUCCUGUGUAGUUUGUGUUCAUUUGGGGAUUUAUUCGAGUGUUUCAACCGCAUUCACUCGGUGGCAAAUUUUUUACUUGAAUUUCGAAGGUCACAUGAAAUCUUGUCAAUCUUCCUACUAAAGUAAGAGUCGCGGAUUUCUACCAGAAACAAAAAAAAAACUAGUUACUCGUACGGGAUUUAGGCAAAGAGGAUCGAGU